Molecule: messenger RNA, 4724 nt
Organism: Dermochelys coriacea (leatherback sea turtle)
Lineage: Eukaryota; Metazoa; Chordata; Testudines; Dermochelyidae
Gene: BBS12
Product: Bardet-Biedl syndrome 12
Exons: 2
Coding region: 197-2371 (724 amino acids)
Biological process (GO): photoreceptor cell maintenance; chaperone-mediated protein complex assembly
Molecular function (GO): ATP binding
Source: RefSeq, a predicted model, not a curated record
CGUUGUCUCGGCAACAAGUCCCUGUUUUAGCGGCUCCCGGGAGCUCAGGCGCCUGCGCGGAACGACGGAAAUCCCGCGCUGCGUCUGCGGCGCGUCUGGACCCGGAGUGAGCCUUCCCCGCGGGCGGCCCGGGGCCUCCCCUGCGCGCGUGGGAGAGCGGGAGCGGGAGCGGGGCUGGCGGCGGAGAGCGCUGAUCAUGGCUUUCAGAAAUGUGAACAGAAGACGUCACAUUGGACUUCAGCAGCUUUCAUCUUUAGCAUCAAUAGGAAGAACACUUUUAGGGCCAGUAAAAUCAUAUAAAUUUAUUAUAGAUGUAAGCACCAGUGAGAGUGUUUUGACUUGUUCUGCAGUUAGACUUCUUGAAAGUUUGGAUUUAACUAGUGCAGUGGGACAGCUUCUUAAUGAAACAAUUCAGGCACAGAACAAAGAAUAUAAAACUGGGAUGACUACCCUGUUGUUUCUUGUUGGUGCAUGGAGCAGUGCUGUACUUGAAUGCCUUCAGCAGAAUGUUCCUUUUUCACUAAUAGUAUCUGUGAUGUCUGAAGGAUUGAACUCCUGCAGUGAAAAAGUCCAGUGUCUUCAGCUAUCAGUACAUGAUUUAUAUAAAGGGCCUGAUUCUGUUCCCAUUCACUUCAGUUCUAGCAGUCUGGGGCCCCAGAUUAUUGAAAAUAAAAUUCCUGGUGUUGGAUCUAACAGUUUUUUAAAUCCUCUUGUGCAAUUUCUUAAAGAGGUUCCUGUAUCUAAAGAAGAAAGUAUUCCAGAAGGCCUUCAUUCUCAUCAAGCAGGCCCUUGCGAUCCUCAUAACAGAUGUUUGAAUUCACACCUAAGCGCUACAGACUAUAUAACACCCUUAUUGGAUGAACCAGUGGGCAAUAAAACUAUGCCUGUAGUUCCUAGAAGCAGUUUGUUUGCAUCCAGCUGUAACAAAAGAACAAGAUUAACUCAUAGUAGAUACUUUAACGUUCCAGGAAAAAGCCAUUGUUCACUCCAAGUAGAAAAUUUUGGGGGUCCUUCUGCUGGGCCUGCAGCAUGUCCUUAUGAAUUUAAUGAUUUUGGACAAUUGGCAAUGGCUCUUAGCCAUGGGAAUCAGUCUAGCAUGAAAUUGGUACAGGAUAUUGUCAGAUGCCAGCAACAAGUAGCUGAUCACACAGGUUCUUCUCAAUUUAAUGUUGCAGAAGUUGUGACGUGCUGUUUACCAGGAUUGUCUGAACAUUAUUCUUGUGUGUGUCCAGGGUAUAUCACUUUAGUAUCACCAGAGAAAGUCACUGUUACCAAGCAACUUCAGGAUAGACCGCUUCAGAUUCUUCUUGUAGAUGGUGAUCUAACGGAAAAGUAUCGUCACCUGGGAUUUAAUAGACCAUCAAAUGUCAGAAUAAUAUCGGAAAAUGUAGGUUUGCAAGAAAGUAGCUCAGAAAGUUUAUGGAUAAACUGUGCGUUAGAUAUUUUAAUACAAGCAAAAGUAAAUUUAGUUUUGGUAAAAGGAAAUGUGUGUGAAAGUUUAAUGGAAAGAUGCAUCCUGAAUAACAUAUUGAUGAUCAAUCCAGUAACUCACAAUGUGCUACAUGCUUUUGGGAAGGGUACAGGAGUGCAGCUGGUGACAUACCUUUCCCAGGUAAAUAGUCAUUGCGUGGGUAGUGGUGUCUGGGUGGAUUUCUGGAGAACUGGUGACUUGAGCACAAUGGAAUUGGAUAACAAAGUGCCAAUCAGUAUCAAAGCUGAAGGAAUUCAUCUGGUAACAGCUGUGCUUAGUAGCACAGUAACUGCAAAGAUGCAAGUCACUGAAGAUCAUUUCUGGACUUGUGCUUAUCGCCUGCAUCAUGCUCUAACUGACCAGAAAGUUUUUCCUGGAGGUGGUGCUGUUGAACUGUUGUGCCUCAGUCAUCUUAAAAAGCUUGAAGAACAAUCUUUAAAGCAAGCAGAUAAAAAACUUGCAGAAGAUUUGUACAUGUCAUCUUGUUGGCUGACAAAAUCAUUCACACAGUAUAAACCAGUUGUGCUUAAAGCCCUGGCAAGUGGUUGGCAUCAGUACCUUUCAAGAGUCAUGUGUAACACUGCUCAUUAUGCAUCAGAGUUUGAAGCAAGCACUUCCAUCGAGCAUCAUCUCAAAAAAGCAGCAGACUAUGGUUCUCCUUCAGCAUAUAUUCUGAAAGAGUUCAAUAAAGGAGAAAAAGUCAUGGUGGAUUUUGGUCUUUCAACUAAACCUGUGGAGGCUGUAAAGAUAUAUGACAAUAUUACACCCAAGGUGGAAGCAUGGCGCAGAGCUCUAGACUUGGUGCUAUUAGUGCUUCAAACAGAUGCUGAAAUUAUCACAGGUCCUAAGAGAAAUCAGUUAUUAAAUUCACAUGUAUCUAGUGAGUUCAUAUAUUUAUAGGACUUGGUAGGCUUAUGUAUGACUCUAACGCGGUGGGUGGAAAAUUUGCAGGUACACAGAAAUGUUUAUGCAGCUAUAAAGCAAACUUUUUAGGAGUUAUGCCAAUGAUAUUUACAAAUAAAAUUCAGCACAUGGAUGUAGAGACAAACUAGAUAGUGCUGCAGCUUUUAAUUUCUAGAAAUGGAGUUUGCAUCUGGGUAUCCACCCAAUCUACACUGUGACGAGGUCAAACUGAUGCAUGAGAGAAGUAUGAAGCUACUAGGUGGAGUGGGAUACUAAUGGAAAUGAGCUCACUGUCUCUAAGCAACAAUACUGCCUGUUUGUUUCCAUGCUCUCUCCAUUAACCGCUUCCCCACCUCUUAUACUACAUAGCGUAGGAAGCAAAAAAUACAGCUCCAGACUCCUCAGAUGGAGAGAAAAGGCUGAAAUUUGGUCUGGGUUUCUGGCGUGUUUGUGCUUUGCAAAACAAUGGGUCGGGGUGGGGAAGCUGAGGGCUUCAUCUACAGAUUUCCCUUUACUCCAGAGUCAGUUCUUGUCUUUAUUCAUCUGCUACUAAAGAGGAAUAGCACCCUCCUGUCUCAACUGCUGUUUUUGUGGGUGUUCUGUAAUUUUAAGACAAUUUUGCUUUGUCUGUCUACCCUCUAACUACCUUUUGAUGGGGGUGGACCCACUAAAUUCUUGUUUCUUCUCCAUGACUGAACUCACUGACAUAGUUGUCACCUCAGGAGCAUUCUCCUAAAUUGGUGAUUUUCAGCCUGUGUUCCAUGGAGCCUGGGGCCUAUGCCUAAGAUUUCCAAAGGGGUCCACACCUCCAUCUGAAAUUUGUUAAGGGUUUUUCCAGGAAUGAAAAAAGGUUGAAAACCACUGUCCUUAAUCAACAAACUCUCUUUAAAGGCAAUCUACAAGGUUGGGGGAAACAGUAUGCGCUCCUCCUUUCUAUCCUUUGUCUUACAGUGUAUAAAGAGGGCCUGGAAGAUUUUUUCAAUUCUUAUUCCUAGUGGUCUUUUUUUUUUUUUUCCACAUAAGGAACUUCAGGUCUUGUCUGCCCUAUUCCUGGAAGAGUUUAGAUCACUCAAAAACUAGUGAGAUUGACAUCACAACUAACAAAUGUUUUUUGCCUUUUUUGGUGACCACCCUUUCCCCAAAUGCCUGAUGCCGUGGAGAGGGAUGAUUCAACACUUCACCCCUUUAGCUAAGGACUGAGACGGCUCCUUCUCUGUUUCUCUGGAUUUUUAUGAAGAGCUCAACCAAAAACAGGGAAGAGAAGUCUUUAUGCACAAAGUACAAUGAGGAAAACUCCACAUUUGUGCCUCCUAUGUGGAUGAGGAAAUGGGCACUCUUUCUUUGCAGGUCCCAUUCCAAGUGCUUCAGAGACUAGCUAUUGUCAGUUGUGGGGAAAUCUGCUCUUUGUUUGGAAAUCUGGGAAGGUAAGAAGUAUUAAGCAUACUUCACUGAAUAUUAUUCCAUGUAGUGAAUACCCAGGAUCAGCUCCUCAGCUGGCCUGAAUCAAUGUUGUGAUGUUAACUUCAGUAGGUUCAUGCCGGCAGAGGAUCAGGCAGCAGACUUGCUACCAAGAAGUGCUCAGGUGACCAGAUAAGACAUUAUACAAUUAUGUUAGAGGGGUAACUACUGCCUUGGAGGAGGGAGCUUCCUAUGCCUCUAUUUAGAGAAGGUGCUGAGAGGUCCUCCUAGAAGAAAUAUCAGUCAUGGAGGUAUCUGUAGCCAGAAUAGCUGUGUUAAAAGUGGAAUCACAAGUGUUAUUAGUUAAGAUUGAGGUACACUGGAAAGAGCUGACUGAGAAAGUUCGAACUGUGCCUGGCUCAAGCCAUUGCCAUUACCUUCCUUUUCCUAAGCAUUAAAAUUCACUUAAAUUUGUAGGAAAAAUAAGAAAUGUUUUGUCUCUGGCGAAAAGGGAGAAUAGCUUUCAUAUUAUAUCAUAUUACCCCCCAGAAGGUUAUAUUUAUAUAACAGGCAGGGGGUUGGACUAGAUGACCUUCUGGGGUCCCUUCCAACCCUGAUAUUCUAUGAUUCUAUGAUUCUAUGAUUUCCAUCUUUUACUAAACAGAAACCUGCCUAGGGCCUAUAUUAUAGUCUUGGGCAUGACAACUUACCUCUAUGCCUCAUUUUCCACAUUUUAAAAGGAGGAUGAUAGUAUAUACCAGUGGUGGGCAACCUGUGGCCCAUCAGGGUAAUGUGAUUGCGGACCGUGAGACAUUUUGUUGACAUUGACUAUAUGCAGGCACUGCACCUGCAGCUCCCAGCCAUGGUUCUCUGUUCCCGGCCAAUGGGAGCUGUGGGAAGCGGCGCUUGCAGGUGAAGGGGCCAGAGGGAUAUGCUGGCCGCCACUUCCCAC